Molecule: messenger RNA, 2451 nt
Organism: Cicer arietinum (chickpea)
Lineage: Eukaryota; Viridiplantae; Streptophyta; Magnoliopsida; Fabales; Fabaceae
Product: homeobox protein BEL1 homolog
Biological process (GO): regulation of DNA-templated transcription
Molecular function (GO): DNA binding
Source: RefSeq, a predicted model, not a curated record
CUUGUUAGAAAUAGAGUUAAGAGAGAGAUAAAGAAAAAGGGAAUAGUCUCAUAUAUGAUAGCUAGCAUUAGCAUGGAGGUCAUCAUCACCCUCUAUCUCAUCUUCUAUUUCUGAGCAAGUAUAUCUCUUCUUUCUUCUUUAUUUUCGUUUUCAUGCUACCCUCAUGUUCCCUUAUUAUUAUCAAUAGUACCAAAAUCCCCCAUACAAAAAUUAAAUCAAAAUACCAACACCACCAUAAUAUAAAUUCUUAAUUUCAUUUUUUCUUAGUUUUUUAUAUUUGUGUGAGAGAGAUAUUGGAUCUUUGAUUCAUGAAAAAAAAAACAAGUGAAGGUAGCUAGAAAUUAAUUAAGGAUUUUAUAUAAUUUGAUUCAUGGCUAGACAACUUUGUGAAGAUGAUAACAAAACAUCAUCACAUGGAUUCAUUUAUCCAACGAUUCAAACACAAAUCCAAGGUUUUGUUUCGGAUCCGGAGAUGUUCAACCUCACAACAGGCAUGGAAAUGAUAGGUUUUUCAAAACAUCAUCAUCUUCAACAUCUUGUUCCUUCUUCAUCUUCAAAAACCAUGAAUGAUUCUUCUUCAAACAACAAUUUCUAUCAUCAUCAUCAUCAUCAUCAACAACAACAACAAGAUUUCACUUCAGAGACAACAAGUAGUGAGAAUCUAAACAUGUGGCAAGAAAAUAGAUCAUUAUUAGUUGAUGAUUCUUCAUUAAGAUGUGUUUUCCCUUGUGAAGGUAAUGAAAGACCAAGUCAAGGACUUUCACUUUCUCUUAGUUCUACAAAUCCUUCAACUAUUGGCUUACAAUCUUUCGAACUACGACAGAAUAGUCAUAAUAAUAAUCAUCAUCAACAACAACAACAAAUGACGACGACGAAUAUGUAUUCGGGUCAUUUUGUUCUUAAAAACUCGAAGUUCUUGGCUCCUGCACAAGAACUUCUCAAUGAGUUUUGUAGUUUAGGAACUACAAAGCAAAAUGAUGUUGGUUUAGUACAAAAACAAAAGUCUCAAAAGUACAAACAAGGUUGGGAAGAGGAUAACAACAAUGGUAGUAGCAGUUCCUCAAUCAAACAUUCUUUAACUUCUAUUGAGUUUGUUGAAUUGCAAAAGAGAAAAACAAAGCUCCUUUCUAUGCUUGAAGAGGUUGAUAGAAGGUACAAGCACUAUAGUAAUCAAAUGAAGAGUGUGGUGUGUUCGUUUGAAGCAGUAGCUGGGAAUGGAGCAGCAAAAGUGUACUCAGCUUUGGCUUUAAAAGCUAUGUCAAGACAUUUUAGGUGUUUGAAAGAUGGAAUUUUGGAACAAAUUGAAACAACAAGAAAGGCUAUGGGAGAAAAAGACCCUGUUGCACCUGGAACAACAAAGGGUGAAACACCUAGGCUUAAAAUCUUAGACAGAGUUUUAAGACAACAAAGAGCAUUUCAACAAAUCAACAUGAUGGAAACACAUCCUUGGAGACCACAGCGUGGUCUCCCCGAACGUUCUGUUUCAAUUCUUCGAGCUUGGCUUUUCGAGCACUUUCUUCAUCCGUACCCAAGCGACGUUGAUAAACAUAUUUUGGCCCGCCAAACCGGUCUCUCAAGAAGCCAGGUAUCAAAUUGGUUUAUUAAUGCAAGGGUGAGACUAUGGAAACCAAUGGUGGAAGAAAUGUAUUUAGAAGAAGAGAAAGAGCAACAAAGAAAGACAACAACCUCGGAGGGAGGAAAUAAUGAAGAGAAUAUUAAUGUAAUUCAAAACCAAUCUCCAACACAAGCUCAUGAGGAUGAAAAGCCAAGACUUGUUCGAAUCAAUUCAGAAUGUGUGUCAUCAAUCAUCAACAACCAAGAUCAUAAAAAUGAAGCUAACAAAAAUAUGAAUCCUCAAUUAGCGAACGACACGUUCGGAUCGGUGGAUAUCGAUUUUUCAUCUUACCAUUCCUCCGACAUGGUGGCUGCAUACACAACUAGUGAUCAUAAUCAUAAUUUUCAUGGAGGAAGUGGAGUGUCAUUGACGUUAGGGUUACAACAACAUGGUGGAAAUGGAGUGAGUUUGGCUUUUCCAUCAACAACACAAACUCCAAUGUUUUAUACAAGAGAUGAUGAUCAUAUUGAAGAACCUGUUCAAUACUCUCUUUUGGAUGGUGAUCAAGGAACAAAUAUUAUGCCCUACAGGAAUCUUAUGGGGACACAGUUGUUACAUGACUUGGCAUGAUCAUGUUAUAAGGUAAAUUAAGGUUGUUCAGUUUAUGUUAUAUAUUUAUAUUGAUAUUCAAUCAUGAUCAAGGUGCGUAUAUUGAGCUAGAGAGAUAUCACAUUAGUAUUAGUACUACUUUACUUUGGUAGAACAAUUUAUUAACUGAGCCUAGUGAAAUUAAUUAAAUUAGACUCAUUGAUAUACUUUUGAAUUUUGACUGGCUCAGUAUAUUGGUUAUUGGUAUAUUAAUAUAUAUGAUGUUGCUUCCAUGUUAAACACAUGCA